Molecule: messenger RNA, 9337 nt
Organism: Perca flavescens (yellow perch)
Lineage: Eukaryota; Metazoa; Chordata; Actinopteri; Perciformes; Percidae
Gene: raver2
Product: ribonucleoprotein, PTB-binding 2
Exons: 17
Coding region: 58-2694 (878 amino acids)
Cellular component (GO): nucleus
Molecular function (GO): mRNA binding
Source: RefSeq, a predicted model, not a curated record
GAGAAUGAGCAACAGGGCAAAGCCAUAAAGCUGACUUAAUGGUCGCAGCUACCCAAGAUGGCGGCAGCCCCAUCCAUCCAGCCGCCGAGCGUUCACUCUUCUAUAGCCGGGGAGAGCGCACUUUCCCCGGAGAUGGACAUCCCCGAGAGCAGGCAGCCGGAGGAUAAGGAGGCGGCGGCAGCAACAGCACAGCCCUCCGACUCGGAGAUUAGCCUCCGCGACCUGCCAGACCUGGAGCCGGAGGAGAUCGAGAGGAGGCUGGCCAAAACUCGACAAGAGCUGAGCAACAGGAGGAAAAUCCUCAUUAAGAACCUGCCGCCUGACACCACUAACCAGGAAGUCCACGAGAUUCUGAAAGAAUAUGAACUGAAGUACUGCUUUGUGGACCGUAACAAAGGCACAGCCUUUGUGACUUUGCUGAACGGGGACCAGGCUCAGGAUGCCAUCCGCUCCCUCCAUCACAGCACUGUCCGGGGACGCUUGAUCAACGUCACGCUGCAGCCCACCGACUCCCUUCUCUGCCUCACCAACCUGCCCCACACCUUCACUGCCCAGCAGUUAGAGGAGCUGGUACGUGCCUAUGGGAACAUCGAACGCUCCUUCCUGGUGUACAGCGAGCUGACGGGCCACUCCAAAGGAUAUGGGUUUGUUGAAUACAUGAAGAAGGAUUCUGCAUCACGGGCCCGUUCUGAGCUGCUGGGCCGACCACUGGACGAUCGCUCAUUGAUGGUGCAGUGGAUGGACGUCAACCAGCUGAGCCAAGAGGAGAACCUGCACUCCAAGUGUCUGUGUAUAAACCGGCUGCCGCUGGACCUCUGUGACUCUGAAGAACUGACCCAGCUCUUCUCAGAAACCUACAAACCUGUCUUCUGCCAGCUUGCUCAGGAUGAGGGCAGCCCAGUGCGAGGCUUCGGUGUGGUGGAGUAUGAGAACUCGGAGCAGGCGGAGGCUGUGCUGAUAGAGAUGGACCGAACACUGGUGGGAGGACAGGAGGUCCGUCUGUCACUCUGUACCCCCGGCACCUCAGGGAGAAGCACCCUGGCUGCACUCAUCGCCGCCCAGGGUAUGAUUCUGAGUAAUAGGAAAGGUCUGCUACCAGAACCCAACCUCGCCCAGCUGUUAACCAGUGUGACCAACCCUGCUGCCCUGCAGAUCCUCAUGAGGCCGUACCACACUGGGAAAAGAGGAGGGAAGUACGGACGUCACACCAGCCUGCCAUUCCUCAGACCUCCUCUCACCACAGCUCUGCUCACACUGGGAAAAGCACACCAGAAUGCUAUGCUGGGUAAUGGACUAGUCCUCCAGAAUCUCUUGCACAUGCAGCUCGCACAGCAACAGCUUCUUCACAUCAAAGACAAACGCCUCAGCAACGUCUCCAGUCUGCUCGGGGACCCGUCCAGGCUGCUGAUGCAGAAAGCUUUGUCUCUGCGGCCUCCAGGCCUUGUGUCGCUGGGGAAAGGCCUCCUGGGAGACUCCCCAACAGAGCUGGGCCAGGAGUCAAUGCCAUCCCACAAUGCCACAGUAGUGGUAUCAGCAGCAGGUGUGAUGCCAUACCUCCAUGGUCGAGCUGGAGGGGGAGAACUAAACAGCACCCAUUCUAUCUCCACAAACCCUUCUGCUUCCUCUUCUUCUUCUUCCUCCUCCAUCUCCUGUGACAGGCAGCCAGCUCCUCCCGGGACCAUGGUGAGCUCCCAUCUGCAGGAACAGUGCUAUUCCUUGGGUUUAAGUCACUCAGGCCUCGGCCCACCUCCACCCAAACCCCCUGGAGGAGUUUAUACGUCAACAGGCCAGCGCCACAGCUCAGAUGGCUACCCCCUGGCUAGCAUGGUAAGCAGUGGUCAGGGCUCUCUGUUGGGCGAUCCUCCUAAAGAAGUGAGACUGCCCUCCAAUCCUUAUCUGAACCUGGCCAGUGUCAUGCCAGGGAUGGUUAUGCAAGGGUCAGUGGGGAGUAAAGCACAGGGAGGACAGCCUGGCUCUGGGGUUUACGGCAGCUCGGUUGCUCCCAUCGUCUCCCAGGGUUCCGGCUCCUUCUCCCACAACGCAACAGCUACAACCACAGCUCAGUACAGCACUGAUACCUCCACUGAUUACAGCCAGUACAACCAGGCCUACACACAGGAGGCCAUGCAGCAGUGGUACCAGCACUACCAAGCUCAAGCUCAAGCUCACACCUACAGCACCGCUGCUCAGCAGGACAACACUGCCACAGACUACAGCAAGGAGCACACACAGGCUCCUCCGGUGACGACCUAUGGGGAUUACAGUUCCUACAUGCAGGCAGUCACUCAGUACUACUCCCAGCCUGCAACAGCCACCCAGGCCUACGCCAGCAAGGAGGUAGAUGUGUGUAAGCCUCUAGGAGUCUCUCUGCACACAGUCAGUAACGGCGCUGCCCCUCCCCCGGCCGUCCUACCAGCUGCUGCCGUGCUCCCAGCCUACAGCACCCUGCCAUUAAUGCCCGGCUUCCUGGGCGCGCCACACCCGGCGGCGGCCACGCCAAGCCCCGUCACACACACACACACUGCCGCCACCGACUGGAACACCUACUACUACAACCAGACGAGGGGCCAUAAAAGGGAGUACCCUCAGCUGGCGGUGCAGGAAGUGACAUCAUCAGAUGGCGCCUACAUCGGGCAGCACUCCCAAGGCCUGGGAGGGCAGUACGCUGACUACUUUAAGAGGAAGAGGCUCUAGUAUGAACUAAACCACCUUAAAGCCUAAAGCUUAUGGAAGGAGGCGCGCACACACACACUGCGUCUGCUGGAUGUCACAGCUCCCUCUAGUGGCCUUUCUGUGGCUGCCAUUUUGCAUCCCUACAGUAGGUAUUGCGUUAAUAGAAUUUAGGGUUGCAAAUGGCUCAAGUGAAAGCAAGCCAUAGUGCUCUUUGAUCCUGGCACUAAUGUACACACUCAAACGCACACACACACACACACACACACACAUGCACAUAGACACAAACAUGGUGUUGCUUUUGUCCUGUUCAAGCCUUAAACUCUUUAACUUAAACUGUUGUUUUUCAGUCAGUGUGUCACCUGUACUCAAAUAAUAUUAUCUUGUACAUUUUUCUAAUAUACUGUAAAGUAAAGUAUACUGUAUCUGUACGUAUAAGCUGCUUUUGUAUCUGCAGCCAGGCAACCUGUCUGCCUGCCUGCUGAAACUGUCUUAGGACUACUCUUACAGUCGGGUGUCUCCCUCUCUGUCGCCUUUCAAACUCGCGCUUUGAUUAAUCGGUCGGACUGACGUCUGUUGGUUCCCGCUUCAGUGUCUUUUCUCUUUUUGCUUGUAUUGCCCAGAUUUCCUCUUUUAUAUCUCCCUGCUGCGGAGAAUUAGAGUGUGUGUUUGAGUGUGUGUGUGUGUGUGUGUGUGUAUAUGUUUAUGCGUGUUGAUGCUGUUUGUGUAGGAAGUGUCAGCCAUUUCAAUCCCAGCGUAUGGGAGCACAUCAGGAAAAACAAGGGCCUGAACCAUUUAUAGCCCUUAAUUGUGGUGACUUUUACAAUAGCUUCCCUCAAUGAAUGGACCUUUCUUUAUAAAGACUGGACAGAAAAGAAAAGGCUGGUGUAAAUACAGUGUGUAAUACAGAAUAUAUAAAGCCAUGCGUACCAGACAAUAUCCCAUUUAAUGGACGUUUCCCAGCUCUCUUGUGAGCGUAUUGUACUACAUGAAUGACAGGAAAACAUUUAUUGCGUGUCUGAUUUUUGUUUUCAAUCUAUACUGUUAUUUAUUUGAAAAAUAUAAUAAUAUUUUGAGGCAUUGUGUUGACUUAAAUGUAGUUAUCUGGUUUAGUUUUUAACAUUUAAGCCAAAUAUUAGGGCACAGACCUUUCUCUUCUCUCUAUCUGUUUUAACACAUUAGAGUGUUUGCGGGAAGACCUGUUGGCACUGUAACAGCAGCUUUACUUCCAUUUCUAGCUGCAAUUAAAAUAAAAAAAAUUCGGAAUGUAAAUUUGCCCCGAAUCCAUACUACUUACCAACUCAAAGCAGGUUUUUUAGUAAGUAGUUGCACACGCAAAAGUGACAAAAUACAGAAAACUCAAACCUCUCAGUAUGUAACCGUAAAAGCCCGGACAUGAAGGAGCUGUCCACUGAAAGAAAAAAUAAAUAAAAGUAAUAGUUGGUUAUGGUAAUUUGUCUCCAGAAACAAAACAAAAAGCAAAAUUACAUUUUAGAAUAAAACAUUUGGCUUUCUCUUUGUGAAGUUUAAUUGGCAGGGAUAUUCUAAAGUUGGAUAGUGUUUGCAUGGUGCACAAAUUGCGUCAUUUCCAUAACAUGGUAAAGUAUGUUUUUGUAUACUGACUGAAAAAAAAAAGAAAAAGAUUAGUAUAUACAGUUGGUACCUAGGUCUAUGAGAUUGUGACACAGGGACAGUACCAUCUACAGAAUCAAAAACAUUUAUAAUUUUCAUUUUUAUUUUUUGCUCAUAAUGUGCAACUGGUAAGCUGGUAAAAUUUCUGCACCUUCCAGCUAUAUAUAUAUAAAUGAACAUAGAAAUGUUAUAAUAUUUGUGUUGUUUUUUUUUAUUAAAGCAAAGGCUGUGAACUCAAUGAUACUUCAUGUCCAGAAGGUUUGAUAUCUAUUACUAAGGAGAGGGCUUGUUAUUUUAAUAUUACAGCGUGAACAUUAGGUUUUUUUUAUGUGCACAAACUGGCAAUAACUAUGGCUUCCUACUACUGUAAAAAAGUGGAAUGUAAAUUGUUUAUUUUCUAGUGUGAAUUUCAUAUACUCCCACGUAAUGGCUCACACGCUUGGUAAAAGCUUUUUCUGCCCGUUUGUACGUCUCUUUGUAUUCUGCUCAUAGGUAUCUGAUUAUAUAUCACGGAGCAGAAUAUUACUUGCAUCACCAUGGCAACCACGCUCACACACUGUGAAACCCAAUAGCAGGUGAGAUCAGAUAAUGCCUAAAAAGAUCAGUUUAGUCCAGAAAAGUGGUGUGAGUUUCAACAGCUGGCUGUAAACAGGACGUACACGCUGUUUACAGAGUUGAGUGUCAAUGGUGGUGUACAGGCACGCUUAUUAAGUACUAAUAGAAUGACUAAAGCUAAAACUAAAGGGCAAUACAUAUCCUAUUCUUUUGUACCUACGCUUGACUCUCUUGCUGUCUGCUCCUUAUCUAAUUACAUGUUUUUUAACUCGAUUUGACUGUGACGCGUUCCAUGCUGUCAUGUCCCGCUUUUAGUUCAUAGAGUAACAUUUAACCUGCAACAAGCGACACAUUUUGAAGCAUGCAUCCAUAAAAUAUUUUAUUGAGGAUGUGGACAAUACAAAGAAAAAAAGGAGGGAAGUAUUAGAAUGCAAAGAAAAUGGGAAAAUGUCAUAUAUUCUGCUAAAUAUGUGUACAAAUACAGGCAGGAAGAGGAUCAGGCAGAGUUGCUGCCGAUCAAAGCCUGUUUUGUGUUCUUUGUUGCGUGCCUGUAUGUAUGUAUGCACUUAUUUAGCAUAAUGAUUUCCACCUUUUCUUUUUAUUCAAUGGCUCCUUUCCUUUUUCUUUUUCUUUUGUAGUACCCAUUUGGAAAGUCUUUUGAUGGAGGAUAUGGACAAUUUACCCACCCUCUUCUUGUUUUUACAUUCAGUCAUUUUCAUACGCUGACAUUUCCCAGAAUCUAAAUUUAGACAGUUAACGGUGUCCCGCUUUCCCCACUGAUCCUAAAACCUAAAACUUGAGUUUACAUAUAUAUUACGUAUUAGAUUUAGCUUGUAAACAUUUUAAAAGUUAAUCACCUUUUACUUUUUCUUCUUUACUUUAUUUCUAGCAAAUAUAAACUUUAUAAAUAGCAUGAAUUUAUAUUUUUAAUUUCCAUUUUUUCAAAUUUUACUAACUUGUCUUUGCACUUUUGCGACUUAUGGUCCAGACUGUCUCCUGUAUGAUUCUGACUAUAACUUGUGGUGGCUGUGCUACUUUCAAAUUUUAUUUAUUUAUUUAUUUUUUGGGGGGUGGUGGGGGUUCUCUUGGCCUGCACAGUAUUACACUAUUAAAAUCAGAUCAACUUAUAUUUAAUUUUGCUUCAAGAUAUUUCACCUUCUGUUCAAAUUUGUUCUCAAUCUCUUUGCAAGCGAUUUCCUUUUUAUAAUAAUUUAAAAACACUCAAUAUAGGUUCAGUAUAUUGAAUGGAUAAUGUUACUGUCUUCACAUUACAGAAAUGCACAAUUUAUUUCUGUUUGAAUUAAUUUAUCACAGUCUUAUAUUGCACACCCAGCAAUUUAGACAAAAUAUAGAUAUGUAGCUGUGUAGGUCUGUAAUGUAAACAUCUUUAAAGCCCUUUCCUCGUCUUCUCUGCUCUGCUGCUCCAACACCUGAUCUGUCUAUUUGCUGAUUUCUCUUUCUUGAAACAGAAAAUAGAAUACAUUUUGGGGAAAGGCAAGAGAUCCAGUAAGUCAGCCUGCAAACACUUCAAGUUGGGGAGAAAGAGCCCCACUGUUUGUACUGUAGAUGCCAUUUUUGCAUUUUCCCCUCUUAAGCAGUUCUUUUAAUUGAUUAUACCACUUUUAUCAGCCUGAUCCCCCCUCCCUGAAUCAACCCCUUAGAUACAUUUUAUGGCGACGUUCAGCGCCUCAGUUUGAUUUGCUUCCUGGUGUAAGUGGAUGAACAGUAGUAGCCAGCUGGACUCCAGGUGACCGGAUAGACAUGUCUGUCUUUGUGAGUGUGUGUUCGGACCAGAGACAGGGCCUCUGUGUUUUUGGAAGUGAACAGCUGAGGCAACGGACAAGCACAACUGCUGUUGACAGAAAUACGUUGGUUAGCACAUUUUCAUAUUCUUCUUUUAUUCUGCAGCUUAAGUUGUUGAUUAUACACAAAAUACACAACAUUUGUGCUCAGAACAUGGUUUACGCUUUCAAAAUCAUAGCUUUCUGCUCUCGCAUCUAGACUUGCAGAUUGAUUAAAGCUUCUAUUUUCUGAGCGCUCACUCACUAGGUUUGGAGAUGAUGAGAGUUGCUUCGACUGGUGAUCUGUGUGUGCUGUUACCAGUAAUUGCAGGUGUGUGUUUGUGUGUGUGUGUGUGUGUGUGUGUGUGUGUGUGUGUGUGUGUGUGGGGGGGGGGGGUGCAGCUCUCUAAAAAUGUGCUCUUGGCAGGUAAUGGGGGUAAAGAGAGACAGGCUGAAAGAAAGAGAGGAAUGGAAAAACAACUCCAGCUGCCUUCACCCGCUCAGCCUGCAGGGAUUUCUUCCUCUUUUAUUUAUUUUUAUUUAUUUUUUUACAAUUUUUGUAGUUGUUGGGUGGCUUUCUCCCUUUGCUGUCUGCUUGGCCAAUGAAGAGUGUUGUUUAUGUCUGCCAGACUCCUGCAUGUUGCACGUACCUGUAGAGCUGUCACACACACACACACACAGACACAAACACACACACACACACACACACACACACACACACACACACACACACACACACACACACCCACACCCCAACACACUGUAUAUGUCUCCUCUGCUCUCAUAUUUGUAUUAACUGGACUCUCGCACAACUUCUCCCAGUGUGAUCCAAAUCUAUAUGAAUACAGGACACUGUACACUGUAAAAACAAUCACAUUCUCUUCUUCUUUUUUACCGCAGGCCAAAUAACAAACCCCCCCCCCCCCUCUCGUUGCAUGUAAUGUCGUACGCCCGUCCUCUCUCCAGGGGUGUUUUGGUUUUUAGGAUGUACCAGAAUGUUAAAGUGUUCAUAUAGAUAUCUAAUCUAGAUAUAUAUUUUCCCAUUAAUCUGGAACAUGCUUGGCAUUAUAUAAAAGUGAAGUUGGGGCCUGAGAUUGACACUGGGAUUAAGUUGUUUAUACUGUAUGUUGGCAAGGGCUGCCGAAUGCUAAAACAGCAUUAGUUUUGGUCUUCAGUCUUAAAAGAAAACACCGUUAUAGGCUACAUCCCUCUCUGACAGCUAAUGUCAUAUAGAAAAAAAUCUUGACACUUUUUGUCGUUUCAUCACAUCACCUACAAUUUUUUUGGGAUGUUUUCUAAUGGCUAACUUGUCCCAUGCAAUCAGAUUUUCUUUGGAAAUAGAAGCUUGUAGUUGCUUGGUUUGGUAUCACAGGUAGGUCUGUGGCUUUGCUGCAAGUCCCAAGUGAUCAGCUUUUCUUAAUGCACAUUUGCAUUUCUGGUUCUAAGCUUUUGAAUAGAGUCUUUAGUCUCCACUGUUUAUUUUUUAACAAAGGACUGCUUUGGAUAUAUCAAAUGAUGGAUAUAUCUUUAAUUUAACUAAUAUUGCAAUACUAUCUUUAUAACUGCCUCCCACAGCUUCAGUAUGAUAGUAUUAAAGUAUGUACUGUAUAUGUUACUUAAUAUCAGCCCCUUUCUUUAUGAAGAAAUGUUGAGUGGUUGGACUCUAUUAUUUUUUUGUGCCUCUCUGUGCCAUCAACUAGAUGUGACGUCCUCAUGAUGAUUGUACACACAGGGGCCUGAUAUCCCUGAAGUAACACAGCACAACGAAGCCUGCAUACGCACAGGGCGAAGGAUGCUCUCGAAUCUUGUGUAACGCUGGUAAUCUUAACCUGUUAGUGAGCCAGCUGCAGUUCAGGGCAAAUUCUGUUUUUGUGUAAAUGCAGCCCUUUUGUUUUGGUCUUUAGUUGUAGAAAUAGGAUAUUGACAUGAAAAUGCAGUCAGUUUUAUUUUUCGAGUGUUCAUUUACAUCACAACAGAAAAUCUUACUUGUAGUCUUGUGUAGUUUAGUUGUGACAUAUAUUAAUUUUUUUUUUUACAGCUGAAUCACUUCAGGUUAAAAACCAGAUCUUUCUGUUCUGUGUAAACGGAGCCUCCUCUAAGCUUCGGUGUGUUGCCAUUGUACCAGUACGCAGGCCGCGUAUUACAGUGUCAGUGGUGAGGCUGGACUUAGCAAUAGUAACUGUGUGUGUGUGUGUGUGUGUGUGUGUGUGUGUGUGUGUGUGUGUGUGUGUGUGUGUGUGUGUGUGUGUGUGUGAGACAAAGCUCUGCAAAGUAUUUCUGAUUUUCUGACACGUUUUGUAGAUUAAACUAGAUUUGCUGUGCUUCUUGCUUUGUAAACUGUUUUUUUUUUUUGCUUUUUAAGUAUGUGGAUUUUAGUCUUACCUGAAACAUACUGUAGAUUUUGCAACAUUUUAUAUCACACUGACAUUGCUAUUGUUUUACUGUGAAUAAGGUCAUUCUAGAGCAAUUUUAGCAUGCCUACUUACAACUGUAAUAGAACUGUUUUUAGUAGUUAAUAUAUAUUGCAUUUGGACUGACAGAACACGACAAACAUUGAUUUUAUUUAUUUUUUCAUAGUUACCUUCCAUAAUUCAUACUUUCAUCUUAUUUUUUGAAAAAUAUAUACAUUUCUUUUCUCUUAUUUUGAGCAGAAGGAAUUGUCUUUUACAUUCCUAAAUAAAAUGUGGACUAAAGCGCAA